Pseudocercospora fijiensis CIRAD86 is the source of this 2667-nucleotide messenger RNA. RefSeq lists its product as uncharacterized. The record is from RefSeq and is a predicted model, not a curated record. The transcript is spliced from 16 exons. NCBI's taxonomy places the organism in Eukaryota, Fungi, Ascomycota, Dothideomycetes, Mycosphaerellales, Mycosphaerellaceae. The coding region runs from base 1 to 2667 and encodes 888 amino acids.
AUGCUUGCUGGCCAAUACAAUGCCGUUGCCGGAGCUUUGGCCAAGAGCGGUGUAGGUUCCUGCCAGACUUGUGUCCAAAUUCCACCCUCACACCACCUACCUACCUACUAUUGCGAACCUACCAUUGGCCAGGCAGACAAUCACCGGCCACAAAGUGAACUUGAGCGCGUGGUCAGUGCAAUAGCUCUAGCAGACCCUGCAUAUCGCUGUCGCUGUCGCGAAUGCGAGUAUAGGUCGAGCCUCCUUUCUUGCAACCUCUUCCAAAAACAUCCACCAACCCUCCACCACAUUCCGGCAUCCAAGCAGUUCCACACCUUCCAUACCCAUCCGACACUCAUCCAAGCUUCCACAACACCAUCACCAUCAUCACCGACAUCAUCAACAAUGUCUGACGCAGGAUCCAACCAAGAGUAUCAGCCAGAGAAGGAGAAGCCAAAGCGCAAGUCCACCAAGGGUCGCAGCUUGGUUCGCUGGAACCCAUCCACUGACCAUGUCGCAGCCGACGAGGACCAGUUGGCGCUGCUCUGCGUCGAGUACAUCGUCACCACCCAAGGCGUUCCGCUCGACUGGAAUGAGGUCGCCAAAGUCCAUUCCGACAACACCUCCGGCGAAGCAAUCAAGCAGCACUUGUCCAAGCUGCGCAAGGCUCGCGAGGAGGCCGACCUUCUAGUUCCACCACCGAUUGACCGCAAGUCCACUGCUGCUCGCAAGGCUCGCGGCCGCAAGCGCAAGGCUGAGACGAUUCCCGAAGAGUACGAUGGCGUUGACGAUGCUCCUACUGCUGCCAAGCCAAAAUCGACUUCCGUCAACAAGUCCGGCUCUCUCCUCUACAACAAGCCAAGCAAGCGUUCCAUUAACUUCAAGGCCAAGAAGGCCGCUGCCGCUGCCGCCGCCAAGAAGGAGAAGGACGUCAAGAACGAGCCAAAAUCUGAGUCCGACGCCACCGAGGAGGUCCCAGUCCCAGCCAAGAAGCCAAAAGGCAAGAAGAACCGCAGUGCCGGCCUUACCGAUCUCCCUCCGGUCUCCUCCGCUCAGUCCUCCUUCGAUAGCUCUGCUGUCUCCUCCGCUCCAUCCUACUACUCCUUCGCUGCCUCCGAUCAGACCACCGGCAUCACUGUGCCACAGCAGAAGGUGGAGACAUCCGAGCCCGAGCCCGCCAUCAUGGAGCAGCAGAACUUCGCCUACGCUCCUCUCGGCGAUCCUUUCCUCGGCGCCGAGCUCCCAACCAGCAUGCCCUACGACUAUAGCAUGGCUGGAGAGGCAUUUCUGCCAUCGUUCAGUGGACUUGCCACCACUCACACGAACGACCUCCGUCUCUUCACCGGCAGCUACGAGUCCGGCGAGUAUUCCGGAGCUUACUUUGGCGGUGGAGUCCCAGAAGCACCGCGUCUUGACUGGUUGGGAGAUUCUUUCCCUUCGGGUGAGCAGGGAGAGUUUGUCCUCUGGGAGGCAUUCUGGCAUGAUUCUAUAGGAGAUAAGAAGUGGCCUUUUUGGGCUGGAAUUUACUGUGCUCGUGAGUUCCUUUUUCGUGGAGAUGGGUCUUAUGUGACCUGUUGCGCGUUCACGUUUACCCAUUUCUGUAGCUUCGCUUCUAAGUGGAGAUGGCUUUUGUAUAACUCGUUAUACGUUCACGUUUACCCAUUUCUCUUUCCUCGCUUCGAUACUCGAGGUAAUAGUACGCACAUAAGUUCGUUUUUCGGUGCAGAUGACUCACCUCCGAUAAAACAAGGCUUCUUAGCACUCCGGGCGUUUUGCAAAGAACUCGUGCCUAGCAAAGUAGGCAGAGACAGUCUUUGGGUGGACUCUGGUUUGUCCACUUCUAUGAGGUUUUCGGCAUUUCUUAGGGUCGAUUCCGACAAGACGGAGGUUUCUCAGCCCCCCGUGUGUAUUGCGAGCUCUUCAUGUUUCCCGCAUUUAUUGGGCCUCGACUCCGAUAAGAAGGGGUUUCUCAGCUGUCUAUAUCUAUUGCGAGCUCCUCAUGGUUUGGAAAAAAAAUUGCAGAGAUGGCGGUUAGGAUUCUUUACAGUUCAGCUCCCAAAAAUCGAAGGUUGUAAGGCUUCCAGAUCAUUUCGCGAGGCCGAAACUUGUCCAAUUUUCUGCGAUUCCCAGAACGACUUCCAUAAAUUGCGCGUUCUCCGUGUUAUUCUGCGAGUCACUUAUGGGAGCGCUUACGUGGUACAGCACCGCCGUUAUUGCCGUGUCCCAAAGUUCGAAAAGGUUGUCCUCUUGGCAGAGUUAUAUCGCCUUCGAAGCGUGGUGCUAGCGCGUCCGCAGCUGGGCGUCGUGAAUCAUCUGCGUGAACGUCUCUCGCGGCAAGAGAGUCUCCGUGCGAGCAGCGGCUACUCUCGCCGUUGCUUCGGCGAAGUUGAUUUCUCUGGCAAGUCCGGUAUUGUCGUCAAGUCUUUAGUGCUCGUCCACUUUGCAUUAUGUAUAGCCGAGCUCUUCAGCAUCUAUGCUUCCAACCAUGUUUCGAGAAAGCCUUCGAGAAAACUCCUGUUCAUCUGCCUUCUUAGCCCUCCAGUUCCGCCGGCGAGGCAUUUGUACCGUGGACUAUAUCUCGAGAAGGCCAUACAGUUGACCGAGACUUGUCCAAAUUUGCUUGGAUUUCAACGGGCUUUCGAGCUUCAGCUCCAAAGCAUUCGCGUUUUCGAUUACGUCUCGAAAUAG